Serendipita indica DSM 11827 is the source of this 927-nucleotide messenger RNA. Lineage: Eukaryota; Fungi; Basidiomycota; Agaricomycetes; Sebacinales; Serendipitaceae. The record is from the annotation of a GenBank genome assembly.
AUGAUCUCAGUAUUCGCACUCGUUACGAUACUCGCUCCUUUGCUCGCCCAAGCUGCUGUGCCGCUCUAUGGUCAAUGCGGCGGGAGUGAAAAGACAUGUGUGUCUGGUGCGACGUGCGUGUACUCGAACGAGUGGUACUCUCAAUGUCUCCCCGGUGCCGCGACCUCGACAAAGACGACGUCAACGACAAGGGGAAGUACAUCCACGCCCACUACACCAACGACACCCACGGGUAUCACUACGAAGCUACCGGCGUCCUCUGGCUACGUGGCAUUGCCGACCGCGUCUGUCAUUUCCGGAUCGUUUGACGGAGGAAUGAAGCGAUAUGACCGCGCAGGCUCAUCUGGAGGAUGCCAAGGACAGACAGAGACGGGCGAAUCGGACGCUGUGUUCAUUCUCCAGCCAGGUGCGACCAUUUCGAACGUGAUCAUUGGCGCAAAUCAAGCCGAAGGCAUCCACUGCCGAGGAACAUGUCGACUUGUUAAUAUUUGGUGGCAAGACGUGUGCGAGGACGCAGCAACGUUUAAGCAAACUGGGUCGGGAGACGUCUCCUACGUUAUUGGCGGCGGUGCCUUCCACGCAAGUGACAAGAUUUUCCAACACAACGGAGCCGGAACAGUCUCCAUUUCAAACUUUUACGCUUCCGACUUUGGCAAACUAUAUCGUGCAUGCGGAAACUGUGCGCAGUCCUACCGACGUAACGUCAUUGUUAACAAUGCAAGGCUCGAGAGUGGGUCUAGUGGCGUUGGGAUAAAUACAAACUUCGGAGACACGGCCAGACUCACUAAUGUCUGCUCAACUGGAAAGCCAUCUGUCGCAAAUAUGUGCUGCAAGUAUCAAGGCACGACACCAGGAAAUGAGCCAACAAAAAUUGGAUGCGGCGCUGACUCCUCUUCCUGCAUCUACUCCAACGUCGGAAGCUGCUAA